AUGCAAUAUUUUUUUCUGGUAUUUCUAGCUGUUUUAGCAAAAGGGUUUUUAAGAAAUAAAGAACACGCCAAUUUAAUAAACUCACACAAUGACAGUGUAGAAGAUAUACAUAUUGAAAAGGAAGAGAAAAGUUCAAGUGAACAUCCUUUCAUUCCUAUAAAAAAUAAAAUAAAACUUGUUCAUAAAAAAAAUAACAAUCAAUAUAAUUCAUAUAAUAAUAAACAUAAUAAAAUAAAACUUACUGAUGGAACAUAUACUAGCUUCUUACAAAAUUGCACCAUCAAUGAUUGUGUAGAUGUCGAUAAUAAAGACUCUGAAAUUAAUGAUAUGACAAAAGAAAAAGAUAAUAAUAAUAAUAAUAAUAAUGAAACUAAUCAAAAUGAAGAGAAAAAUAAAAUGAAUACAAGUGAUAUACAUACAGAAAAUGAACAAAAAAUAAAUAAAAAUGAAAAAGAAAAACACCAUAUUUCCAAUUCGAGUGGAGAGAACAAAAAGGACUUAAAAGAAGGAGUCAAAGAAUUAGAAGCAAAGAAAAAAGAGGAUAAAAUUUCAGAUGAUCAUAAAGUGGAAGAAAAAAAAUUAGAUGAUCAUAAAGUGGAAGAAAAAAAAUUAGAUAAUAAUAAAAUGGAAGAAAAAAAAUUAGAUAAUAAUAAAAUGGAGGAAAAAAAAUUAGAUAAUAAUAAAAUGGAGGAAAAAAAAUUAGAUAAUAAUAAAAUGGAGGAAAAAAAAUUAGAUAAUAAUAAAAUGGAGGAAAAAAAAUCAGAUAAUAAUAAAAUGGAGGAAAAAAAAUCAGAUGAUCAUAACAUAGAAGAAGUAAAAAAUGUAGAAGAACAUGAAGACGACGAAGAAGAAAAUAAUGAAGAAAAGAAAUCAGAAAAGAAAUCAGAAAAGAAAAAUAAAGAUGAAAAUGAGGAAGAUACUGAUGAUAUAAGUGAUGAAGAUGAAAUUGAUGAUGAUGAUGGUGGUGAGGAAGACAAAAAUGAAAAUGAUGAUAUUGAUGAUGAUAAAAAGGAAACAGAUCAAACACAUUUGGAAGACGAGGAAAAUGAAAUAAUUGAGAAGGAAGAUAAUGAUAAGAAAAAAAAUGAUAAAAGUAAAUAUGAUGAGAAGGAAAAAAAUAAAGAUAUAGAGAAGGAAAAAAAUAAAGAUAUAGAGAAGGAAAAAGAGAAAGAUAUAAAGAAAGAGAAAAAUAAAGAUAUAGAGAAGGAAAAAGAGAAGGAUAUAAAGAAAGAGAAAAAUAAAGAUACAGAAAAAGCAAAGAAUAAACAAAAUGAUGAGAAAAAGGUCGAAAAUAACGAAAAGAAGAAAAAUUAUGAUCUAAAAAAAGAAAUGAAAAAAGAUAAACAAGAUAUACAUGAUGAUGAAGAUGAUGAAAGUGAUGUGGAAGAAAUAGAAGAAAAUGAUGACGAAGAAGAUGAGGAUGAAGACAUGGAAAAGAAAAAAAAAAAAAAAAAAGGAAAAAAUGAAAAAGAAAAGAAAAAAGAAAAAGAAAAUGAAAUAGAAAAUGAAAUAGAAAAUGAUAUAGAAAAUGAAAAAGAUAAUGAAAAAGAUAAUGAUAAAAAUAUUAAAGAGGGUGAAAAUGUAACAAAUGAAAACGAGGAAAACUAUGAAAAAAUAAAUACAACUACUGAAAUAACAAUAACAAAAUCAAAUAUAGAUAUAAAUAAUAAUAAUAAUAAUAAUGAUAAAGUACAUAAACACAUAUUCCCAAAUCAACAAAAAAAACACAAUUUUCAUAAUGAACAAAAUGAAUUUAAUCAAGCAUUAAAUGUAUCAGCUAAUCAUAAAAAUCAUUAUGAGGAGAAAAAGAAAUAUGAAUCUAACAUGUUCAACAUAGACAAAAGAAUGCAUAAAAAUUUAACAAGCAUGGAUACAAUACUUCGCAAUCUGAAUGAUAAAUUAAGUCACCACAAAGAUCUCAAAAAUAGAGAAUUAAAAUUAAAAUUUGAAGCCAUGAGUAGAAUCAAAGAAUAUAAAAUAUACAAUGAGCUUAUUCAAAAAUCUGUGGAAAUAUUGACACUUAGAUUAACCAAGAUUAACGACGAAUUGAAAAAGUUAAAAGACAUAUCCGAAAAUGCUUUACAAAAAUAUAUAAACGAGAAAGGUUAUGGAUUGAUGAAGCAUUAUAAUUUCCCAGAAUAUAACAAACAUGAGGAAGAAAAGAUCAUCAAAAGAAACAAAAUAACUUGGAAUGAAAAAAAAAGUCAUCAUCUCUAUUGUCCUAUGGAAUGUAAUAGAGAGAGGUGUCAUAACAAACCACAUGGUCCUACUCAAUGCUACAAACUAGAACAAAGAGGUAGUAAUAUUGAGACCAUAUGUGAACCCUUCAUUAACCAACAUAAUGGAACCUGUCGACCAGAUUUUCAUCAUUGUGCUAUAGCAGAGCCUGAGAGAAAUAAAAAAUAUUCAAUAUAUGCAACGGACAAUGUGCACUUUGUACCUUCCCAAUUUGUUACUAUAAAAGGAUAUAAUUUACAUGAAUGUUUACAAUUUUUGGUUGUCAACAAGAAUUCCACAUGCGGACCUAUGACAAUUGAAAAAAACCUUAUGGAGUCUGAAGAAAUUUUAAAGGAGCCUGUUUUAAGCAAAGUUUUAUAUAACGAAAUUUUAUUUGAAAAUAUAAAAAUAUCUACACCAGGAGAAUAUAAUAUUUGCUUGGCUCAAUUUUAUCAAGAUCCAGAGAAUGAUGAUAUACUAUCAGAAAAUAGUUCAAAUAAAUAUAAGAAAAAAAAGAGAAACGAUAUGAAAGUUUUAGGAAUAGACACCAUAGGUACAUUAUAUGUAUUACCCUUACAUGAGAAACAAAAAACGGAAUAA
Molecule: messenger RNA, 2817 nt
Organism: Plasmodium adleri (nom. inval.)
Lineage: Eukaryota; Apicomplexa; Aconoidasida; Haemosporida; Plasmodiidae
Product: rhoptry neck protein 6
Exons: 15
Coding region: 1-2817 (938 amino acids)
Source: RefSeq, a predicted model, not a curated record